Nannizzia gypsea CBS 118893 is the source of this 2550-nucleotide messenger RNA. Its product is annotated as fungal specific transcription factor domain-containing protein. The record is from RefSeq and is a predicted model, not a curated record. NCBI's taxonomy places the organism in Eukaryota, Fungi, Ascomycota, Eurotiomycetes, Onygenales, Arthrodermataceae. Gene Ontology annotation, molecular function: DNA binding; zinc ion binding; DNA-binding transcription factor activity, RNA polymerase II-specific. The coding region runs from base 1 to 2550 and encodes 849 amino acids. Gene Ontology annotation, biological process: DNA-templated transcription; regulation of DNA-templated transcription. The transcript has 3 exons.
AUGGCGACUGGCUACGGGGCCGCACAUCUCAUCUCCCCAUCGCCUUCAGUGUAUUCGGAACAUGCUGAUAUGACUGCAAAGCAUACUGGUCCAUCUCCUCCUUUUACCAGUGGUUUUCAACUUCAAUCUUGCCUGCGAUGCGCUCACCGUAAGGUGCGAUGUGACCGAGUAUACCCCUGCUCAAGGUGCACCAAGAAUGAUAUGCCCUGUGAAUUUCCGCCACCAAAGACGGAGAAGCGCAGAAGGAAAAGGCCACCCCCAGCGACUCUGUCGACGUCGGCCUCGAAUGAAAAAUUAAGAGAGAAACUUAAGCACUAUGAGGAGAUCUUCAAAGGCCUAGGCAACUAUAUGGAAUCCACGGGGGUUGCAAAUUCCUCUCGUCCACGAGACGUGGCCGACUCUCCGGGGAGCGACGUAGGCGUGGCGGACACAUGUGUCCCAAAAUCACACGCUCCCAACAAGGAGGUUGGCAAUAUCUUAGUUGUUAAUGGGAAACGAAGCCACUAUAUCGAGGGCAACUUAUGGGUCAUGAUGAAAGAAAAUCUGGACACCGGUACCAUUCUACGCGAAUUGUCUGGCGACGAAGAUGAAGAUACUGAGUAUACUGCUAGCGCCAACGCACUGGCUUUGGGCAGACUGCCUAGGACUGCCAGAAUAAAAGAUCUCUAUCCAGAGUGGUUACAUUUCUCCUCAUUGUGGUGCACAUAUCUUCACAACAUUCAGCCCGUCACAAUGAUCCUCCACGCCCCGACCGUCAGCAUUGUUUUGGCAGAAGCCGUUAAGGGUCAUACCAAGGUGUCAAAAGACACGGAGGCCUUGUUGUUCGCGGUCAUGGCGUGUGCACUCAUGUCUCUCACAGAUGCCGAGUGCCUUCGAAAAUUCGGGGAGGAGAAAUCAAAGCUCCUGUCAGGAUACCUACUAGGCUGUGAAAUGGCCCUUAUAAAUGCAAAUUUCCUCACAUCCUUUAAUCUGGUCGUGUUACAAUCUUAUAUGAUUUACGUGCUAGCAUUGAGUCCAGACACCGAUCCCCACAAGUUAUGUAAUCUCAUGGGUAUAGCCAAACGGAGCGCACAACGGCUGGGGCUGCACCAGGAGAUAUCUGCGACGGGUCUCAGUCCAUUUGACUUGGAGAUGCGACGCAGGCUGUGGUACCAAAUUGUCAUCUACGAUACGAUAUCAGCCCACGUUGCGGGUUUGCCUAUACCUGAGCCCAGCUUCGAGAUCUCGCUUCCGAGCAAUGUCAACGAAACUGACUUGUCUCCGACUAUGGGAGAACCGCCCAAAGAGCGUUUAGGUGCCACGGAUAUGAUAUUUUGUAAUCUACAGUACAAAAUUAUAAACCUCAUGCACAACGUCAAUCACAGCAGGAUGUCAUGGGCACUUCCAGGAGGAAUGCUAACUGGGUCUGGAGCUACUCAAAGCUGCUGUUCUGAGAAGGAAAUUUUCAUCAAAGACGUGGAGAAAGAGAUUGAGUUGGAUCUCCUCCGCUAUUGUGAUACGCUCAACCCGGUCCAUUCCCUGACAGCUACUAUGGCUCGACUUACCCUGUGUAAGCUACGCUUCACCAUGCUUCAUCCUUCUCAAUACAAAAGUCAUCUGAACAACCCAGCAGUAGAGGAUAGGGACCUAAAGUUCUUGAUGGCACUGAGGGCCCUCGAAUACGAAAACAAUGCCCUUGGACAGUUGUGCACCCAGAGAUUCAUGUGGCACAUACACCAGGAUUUCCCGUGGACUUGCCUUGUGCACAUUCUUCAAGACCUUAAGACACGGCCCCAAGGCGAGCUACCUGACAAAGCUUGGGAACAAAUUCACAUGUCAUAUGAGUUCAGGAAAUCCCUCUAUCAAUGCCGAAACCAGGAUGUACCGCUUUACGUGGUAAUAAACAGGAUGACAGUUGCUGCAUGGCGAGUCCGAGAGCUCUGGGCUUCUGAGUAUGGUCAGGUACUAGAGACUCCUAGAUAUAUCAUAAUGCUGCAGCAACAACAGCAACGCAUAGGAUAUAAACGGAAAACAGCAAAUCCACAACUUCCCUUUAACGUCGAUGCGCCGAAAUACCAAGCAGAUAGGGUGCUACUUCAACCGAGCAAUUUCGAGCAAGUUGCUGUUGACUGGUCAGGCGAAUCCGAUCCCAACAUCGCUACCUCAGGCCUGCGAGUUGAUAUGGAUGUGAACUUUUUUCAUGCGAUACCAAACCCUAGCCAAGAUACUACAUCCCUGCCCAUGCAAGCCUGCAAAAACAAUUCUAGCCAGGCGCAAGCCAUGCAUCCCCCUUUUGCCUGGGCUAAACAGGGUAGCUCCGCGUGGUGGACGGAUGCGAACAACUCAAAUCCAGAGGCUGCUUCCCGGUUUAAACGAAAUAUUUAUGGACAGGCGACUUUAUCAACUGCAGAAUCAAUGACCAGGACAACGCCACACUUUGUGCAAGGGGGAUUUGUGGAACCUUUUACAGUCCACGAGGCAAACAUGGACAGCUCCACAGAGAAUCAGAGAAUUCAGAACUUUCAACAAUAUGCACCCGACUUAUCUGAAGAGGAGCAACUCUCUGCAUAG